Molecule: messenger RNA, 6914 nt
Organism: Eupeodes corollae
Lineage: Eukaryota; Metazoa; Arthropoda; Insecta; Diptera; Syrphidae
Gene: kek3
Exons: 5
Coding region: 1842-4895 (1017 amino acids)
Molecular function (GO): protein binding
Source: RefSeq, a predicted model, not a curated record
UCACGAAUCUGAUACCAGUCAGUUACCUCGGAAGCGUGGCGAUGUCAAAUUAACCUCCGUCUGCAUUUCGACGAGAUUUUUUGUUCCCACAUCAACAACAAUUCAACACCUUAAAAUACUUCUGUCGUGUCUGAAGAUUUUGAAAUAAAAAUCCAUAAAGAUUUUGUACUUUAAUUACAGCCGCCGCCGGUUCUGAUAUUUUUUGACAAAAACACAAAAUUCAAACCCCCACCCACCCCUCGGGAUACGAAAAAAAAAAAACCAUCCAAACCCUUGUUUUUGGUGCAAUAAUCAGCCGAGUCGAUACACGUACGUCUCCGGUUUAUAUAGAUUUUGAAAGCCUUUAAUACUUCUUUAGAUCAUUUUCUAAGUGGGUGCAAUGUGAGAUUAGAUGUGAAUCGUCCUUUAAGCCUUCAAUUUCAGGCCAAACAAAAAGAAAGAGAAUACAAAUAGUGCAAAGUUGUUUUAUAUAUUUUUUGAAAAUUUGUAUGUGUUUUUUUUGUUUUAAUUCUGUUUUGUUUAAAUAAGAAAAUGCAUUUCCGUUUAAAGGAUAACGAUUUUAGCCAUGGCCCAUGUAACACGGUGCAAAAGUGUUAAAUGUAUGCAGCAGUGCAUAUACUGCAUAGUGUCUCCUCUCUGCAUUUCAAUUUUUUAAAUCCCCAAGGGGAUUCAUGUGUGUGAAAUCCUUUUAGAAAAAUCACAUCUAGAUAAAAGGCUAAAAAUGAAAUAAAUUCAAAAAGAAGAAAAUUCAACAAAAAUAAAGGAUAAGCGUGUGAAUUCCAUUAGCUUCGCGUCCUCGUCUUCGUCCUUGCCGUCAUCGUCACCAUCAUCAUCAUCGUUGUCGUUAUCAUCGUCCUCGUCAUCAUCGUCGUUUUCGUUGACGGAUUUCGGUUGUCGGUUUUCAGUUGUCGUUCUCGUCAUCGUCAUCGUCCUCGUUCAUCACUUCACAAUUUUUAUUUUAUUUUUGUGAGUGUGCAUCCAGAAGUGCAACGAAAAUGUAAAAAAUAAAAUUUUAAAGAAAAAUAAAGGAUAUAAGUAAAAUUCUAGGAUAAGAUACAUAAGAAAAAGAUAUAUAAAAAUAUACUUUGGUGUUUUGCAUAUUAUAUACCAUAUGCAUAAGAGGCAGAGGGAAUAAAUUACUAAAGUGGUACUACACACUCAACUCAACUUUGAAGACGUCUAAAGCUGACAGCAGAAGAAGCAGCAACACAAACAACAAAAACAAACAUCAGCUCAGCAACACCAUCAUCAGACCCAGAGUAUACUUCAGCUUUAGCUUAAGCUGAUGCUCCUUGGUCCUUGCUCCUGCUCCUGAAUUUUGAUCCUGAUCCUGAUUCUGUUUCUGAGUCUCUUUGCUUCGUUCUGUAACUCUGACUCUUCACAAGUUCAGGAACCUGAAAAAAAACAAAGCGGAAGCCUCACUACUCUCAGCCAUUAACAUCACCAUAUCAACUUCAGUUCAUAGACAAAGAGGGAAAGAGAGAGAUUGCAAUUGCUCCGAUUGCCGAUUGCCAAAUGAAAAUCGAAUGAAAAUUACGAAUUCAUUAAGCCUAAGUGACAUGAUACCCGACAACGCCCCAUCGAGCUGCUGCCAUCAGAAUUGGAAUCUAACAACGCUCCACUGUGAAGCCAACUACGAAUCCAGUACCAGUGCCAGUGUUAGUUUUUGUAGUUUCAGUUCUGGUUCCUCGGAUAUUCACAGAUAGUUAUGGCAUGGACGGAGCAUCAUCCGACCGGCACGCAUAACCAUCGAUAUCUGCGCCAGCAGCACCAGCAGCAGCGUCAAUCGUCCACCCAAAUGUGGAGUAAUCAAUUCAACUUCUAUAACAGCCUGAUAUGCCAUGGCCCCAAUAAAUCGUCAAUUAGCCACAACAGCCACAAGUACCACCACAAUAACCACCAAAACAAUAAAAUCACCAUCAUCAUCAUCAUUGGAAUCGUCCUCGUUUGCGUUUUCGUCCUCAUCCAAAUCGGAAAUAGAAUCGUGCAGAGCAGUGCACCAUCAUCAGUGUAGACCAUCGUCGUCUCCGUCGUCGUCGUCGUCAUCGUUGUCAGUUGUUUGUCAAAAAAGGAACUCGAAAUUUAGCCUUAGCUCGUCCUCGCUCCUCGUCCUAAUGAUGUACGCUGCCCUGUCCGGCCAAUUGAUGGCCGAUUGCCCGAACCUGUGCGAGUGCAAGUGGAAAAGCGGCAAGGAGUCCGUUCUGUGCCUUAAUGCGAAUCUCUCUCAAGUCCCGCAACGCCUCGACGCUGGCACCCAGGUGCUCGACCUAACAGGCAACGAAAUCAGCAGCAUACCCCACGACACAUUCGCCAAUGCCAAUCUCCUCAAUCUGCAAAAGGUGUUUAUGGCCAAGUGCCGGUUGCGGACCUUAGAACGGUUUGCGUUCCGCAAGUUGAGCAAUCUCGUCGAGCUGGACCUGAGCUAUAACCAACUGACGGCCGUGCCGUCACAGUCCUUCGAAUCAAUUCCCGAGCUGAGGGAAAUAAAACUAACCGGCAAUCCAAUUUACCGUGUAGCGGCGGAAUCCUUCGUCCGAGUGCCGCAAUUAGUGAGACUGGAACUGAGCGAUUGUAAGAUAGGAGUGGUCGAGUCAAGAGCAUUUGCGGGGCUCGAGGCGACCCUGGAGUGGCUGAAAUUGGAUGGCAAUCGAUUGAAUGACAUACGUUCGAGUACGUUGACAGUGCUGAGCAAUUUGCAUGGCCUUGAAUUGGCCCGCAAUCAGUGGAAUUGCUCGUGUGCCCUACGACCGCUGAGGUCGUGGAUGCUGCGAGAGAACAUCCCCUAUGGAAUACCACCCGUCUGCAGGGCACCUCCCCGAUUGAUCGGGAAGACCUGGGACAAGAUUGAUUUGGACGACUUUGCGUGUGUGCCGCAGAUAAUUGCCACAGACACAACGGCGCACGGUGUCGAAGGGCGAAAUGUCACAAUGAGUUGUUAUGUAGAAGGUGUACCGGAGCCGAAUGUACGAUGGAUGGUCAAGAACAGGGUAAUUGCAAACCUCUCUGGGGAAUCAUCACCACGAACAUCCGCCACCACCCAAGGACGAAAGAUGUACGUAGUGAAUCUAUUGCGGAAUGCCUCAAAUUUGACAAUCCUAACCGCCGACAUGCAGGAUGCUGGCAUUUACACGUGCGCUGCCGAAAACAAAGCCGGAAAGGUGGAAGCAAGUGUUACAUUGGCAGUGUCACGUCGGCCGCCCGAGGCGCCACUCGGUGUAAAAAUCAUUCUGGUGUGCAUCCUGAUUGCUUUGCUCUUUGUCGUGGGUUCAUCGUUCGCUGCCAUUUGUUUCUGUUCGUUGAGGAAGCGACGGAAGAUGCGUCUGUGGAAUACGCCCGCAGCGCGCACCGAGAGUUACGAGAAGAUUGAAAUGAGUGGCCGUGGCAACAAUAAGCCACAUGACAUGCGGCAAUUCCGUUCGUCACCGAAUGUUGGCGGUACCGGUGGUGGCAGUUGUGGUGUCGAUGAGAACGGUUGGUUGGGAAGACAUAUGGAAAAUGGUGGCAUAGCACUUGUGAAUACAAAUGGCGAUGCAAGACGCAACGGCGAGUACCGAAACGUGCCGACCGACGACGAUGGCACCGGAUACGAGGAUAGUGACAAUAAUGGUUGCACAAGUUUUAGUUUGCCGUUGCAUCAAGGACUCUCACGGAAGGAUGUUAAUGGUAAUAAUGGUGGUAGUGGCAACACACAACGAUGGAAGGGAGUGACAUUGAAGAGCAGUCCGCAGGAGGUUAGGCGGAAAAACUCGUCAGGAGCGGAUGGAGACGCUGAUCUUCACAUACCCAGGCUUAUUGACAUAAGCUCUGGGCCAGAGACUGUUGCAAGUUCCAUAUCAAGUCAGGUGGAUGCGGCUGCACGCCUCUCAGCUGGCUACACAUGGUCCAGUAAGAAAACCUCUCCUCUGCUGGCCAAACCUUCGAAUGUCGCAACGACCUACAUCGGUGACGAUGUCAACUCUUCUGUGUUCUGUUCCUCACGAACGCCCGAAGUGGACUUCUUCGACAGCAAAUACCCCGACCUACUGGAUAUGUCAAAAUACACCAACAUCUCUACGACCCUGCCUACUUCGUCGAUAGUGAGUACAACGAGCGCUAUUGGUGGCGGCCUCUGCACGUUACCAAGAAAACUGAAAAACACGGGCAAGUACUUUAAAAAUUCCUCCGACAGUCAGUCGCCAUUGCUGGCUGACAAUUCUAGCAAGUAUGGCAGCAGCACCCUGGGUGAUGCGACAUACCUUGGAGACUUUGCACUAGGAAGACGGUUCUCGGCGGAAUCAUGUUCCAACUACACAGGUGUCCGAACAACCAGCCAACGAUCGAACAGCUAUCUCAACCUCGUACAAAGUUCCAAGGCAGCGGCAGGCAUUGCGACCAGUGCCCACCGGCGCAAUCCAAGCCUGCCUUCAUCACCCGUACACGAGGUUUCUACGACGACCCAUCACCAAAGAUCGUUCAGCUCAGCCGCAACACCCCUGCUCGACUUCAGCAGCCUAACUAGUCGAUCGGGUGGAGUGCCCCCGCCAUCGACGUCAACUGUCACCGCCUACGACUACCAUGCGGCCCAGCUGGAACGGUUCCUCGAGGAGUAUCGAAACCUGCAGGACCAGUUGUGCAAAAUGAAAGAAACCUGUGACACAAUUCGCAAGAAGGAAGCACCCCUCCGAGGUUCCAUGGGUCAUCCAACACAAUUUGCCGAUCCCGUGAUGUAUAAUGGUGCCCUAGGCAACACCCAGCUCGGUUCUGAUUGUCAUACCCCGCCAAAUCCUAUGAAGCAGAUGCUUAAAAACAAAGCAGUCCUACCAGGACAGCCGCCAGAACCACCGCCAUAUUGGCUUCAUCGAAAUGUCAUGCUAAAACGACUCAACGACUCUCAAACUGACAUUUUCAAAAGCUAACUCUCGGAGGAUAAUGGUUAAGUUUUCUUUUUGUUUAAGUAAAAUUGAAGGUGCAUUUCUCUUAAGUAGCUAAAAUUACAUACUUUCAGAUAAUAUGUAUUCUCGGUUAACGAAGUGUUUUCAAAAAACACGAACUUUUUCAAAUUCAAAUUAAAGAGAAAAAUAGAAGAAAAACCAAACAAAAACAAAUAAAACAGGACAGAUUUAUAUUUUAUAUAUAAAGAGAGAAUAAUAAACUGACUUUUAGUGUAAAAAACAUAACAAAAACCAAAGAGAAUCUUUAAUUCACUCUUAUAGUUUUCAUAAUAUCAAUUUCCUCUUAAGCCCAUCCUAAAAACUUCUAUACAAGGUGGCAACUUAAAAAAACAAAAACAUAAAAUAAAACACACAGUGAUGGUGAUGAUGAAGUUAACUUAAGUCUUUCUUCGAAUCUACACAUAAUCAAUUAGAUUAUUAUACAAAUAAAUAAUAAUUAAAAAAAUUAUAUAUAUUUAAAAACAAAAUACAAGAAUGGUGUGACUUUAUAUACAGUGAAAAAGUGGUUUGAAUCAAAAAUUAAGAGAAGAGACAAAUUAAGUUAUAACGAAGUAAAGAGAGAGAACAGAAAAUAAAGAGAAAUGCUAAAUCAAAGAUCAUUUUAUAGUGUAACUAUAUAAAAAAAAUUGUAAUUUUAGGGAAAAUUCAAUAAAUUUUAAGAGUAUUUAAGAUAUUAAAAAAAAUUAAGAGAAAAAACAACUAUAUAGCAAAACCAAAUUUAAUUAAUAAAUAUAAAUGAGAGACAGAGAGAGUUAUAGAUUUUUUGUACAUUUUGGAUAUGCGAUUAUGUGAGAGAAAUUAUAUUAAAAAAUAAAACAAAACGAAUGGGAAAGAGAAUGGGGUGGUUUUAAAGUGAUUAUUGAAUAUUUUACUAAUUUUCAUACAUUUUUCUCUUUUAAAAUAUUGAUCUAGCUUAAAACUUACUUCAAACAUUUGAUUUUCCAAGCUUUGAAAUAAUGGGGCAAGAAGCUGAAGAAAGCUUGGGAAGCUUCUGAGCCUAAAACUUAUUUCCAUUUUCAUAGUUCGUCAAUAAAGUUAAACUGCGAUAAAUUAAACUUAUAUAAGAGAAUUUCGGGUACAACUUAAGAAAUCUGGACCUAAAACAGUUCUAUGAAUUUCUGCUCAAAGCAGUUCCAUGUAAGUGCCAAUACAACUUAAAAACUCAAAGUACCGCCUUCACUGGCCCUUUCUCUUUAGUUAGUUGUUAGUUUCGUUGAAAGAGAUUCUAAGCUUCUUUUUAAUUUUUCUUAUGGUUAAAAUGUAUUCAAUCCGAGUCAGAUUAAAGAGUAACUCGAGUUAAACUUGAAGAACUUGGUCUUAUUCUACAGAAAAUAUCAUAAAACAUCCUUCCUCCCUUACUUUUUAUCAAAAAUAAUAGUUAACUCUUCUAUGAAUUUCCUCUUCGAGCAAUUCUAAGCCAUUUUGUGCAUCAAGUGUUAAAACAACUUUAUCAUCUUAGAGAGCAACCGAUAUCUCUUACUUUUUGCAGUUUCACUUAAAGAGAUCCUUAGCUGCUCUUUAAAAUUCUCUUUAGGUUUAAAAAAAAACCUUAUGCGGAAAUAAAUAUUUUAACUUAGAAAAUGGGUGUGACCCUACGAAUCUUUUGAACAAUUAUAUUUUUGUAUUGUUUUUAUAUUUUUUAAAUAUUUUGCAAAGCAUCAAGAAAAACAAAAAAUUAAAGCAAGUCUCAGAACAAAAUGUUUGUUAUAAAACUUACGUCAACGGAUUUAAUAUUAGUUCAGGAAAUGCACUAAAUUCUAUAGACAUUGGCAUUUCUAGGCAAAAGAUUUAACGGUAUGAUUUAGUGAUUUCGUUGGGAAGUUUAGGGCAACGACAUUUUUGAGAAACUUUUUGCAAGAAGAAAGAAUCUUUUAACCCUAACGUCUUUAUCUUCAAAUUUCUUAACCACUACAUACCAAUUAAAAUGUGAUAAAUCAUGAAAUAUGAAAAGCAAUUUUAAAAAUUAAGAAACAAAAUAUAAAU